AUGGCUAACUGUGGACCACCAUCCUACGCCAUCCCAUCCUGUGCCUCCUCUCCAGUGAUCGGCUUCGGAUCGGCACAUCAUGGCUAUGGUGGCCUCCACACCGGCUUUGGCUCUGGUCCCUUAGUUCAUGCCGGCGUGCCCUCAGCUAGCCUCGGUACGCUUUCCGGGGUGGAGCCUUCCUGUAUCAACCAGAUCCCACCAGCCGAAGUUCUUAUCCAGCCACCCCCUUCUGUCGUGAUCAUGCCGGGGCCCAUCCUCUCGGCUACGGGCCAGCCUGUUAAAGUAGGGGGCAACACUCCAUGUGCAGUUACCUAUGGGGGCCAUCCCGUUCGAGUAGGGGGCAGGUUCCGCAGAGGGAGUUUUGGCCAGUUGGGAGGAGGCUCCCUAGGCCAAGGAGGCAAUGUCAUCGUGGGCCGCAGAGGCAGCACCUGCUAUACUCCUCACUAA
Euleptes europaea (tarantolino) is the source of this 447-nucleotide messenger RNA. Its product is annotated as feather keratin 4-like. The record is from RefSeq and is a predicted model, not a curated record. Gene Ontology annotation, molecular function: structural constituent of cytoskeleton. NCBI's taxonomy places the organism in Eukaryota, Metazoa, Chordata, Lepidosauria, Squamata, Sphaerodactylidae. The coding region runs from base 1 to 447 and encodes 148 amino acids. The transcript has a single exon. Gene Ontology annotation, cellular component: intermediate filament.